AAUACAAUUCUACUCCUAACUUUCCGUUCUUAAUUCGAAAAUUAAAUCGAAGCAGUUGUGUGAUUUACUUAAAACGUGGAACGCACACAAGGUGUUCGAUAGAUCUUCUCAAUGGAUAUGGAGGAGAGAGUUGUUCGUGAAAGAGGAAGCUGCUCGUCUUCUAUCGUCACGUGGACCUCUCACGUGAUAAAGCGAAAUAACCGUCGAGAGUCGAGACCAAGAAAUCGAGAGAAGCCUUGAGAAUCGUUACUGCGUAUUGUCUUCUCCAACCAUGGAUUCUUUCUUCAAAGAUGCCAAGGAGGAUUCUCAGCUCCACACACUUGCCCAAGGUUACUUCGCUCAAGGAAAUCACAUCAAGGCCUUGGAGGUAAUUGAAGAUUCGAUUUCAAUCCGUCGUGGGAAACAAAAUCUUCCAGGAAUGAUCCAUUUUCUCGAAGGUUCUAUCUUGUUUAACCUAGCGAGUAGAGCACGGAGUAGUGACGUCAAGUUCGCGUUUUUGCUGAGUUCUGUAGAAUCCUUUGCGGAAGAUUGUGGGAUUCACGCCUUCUCUGCAACUGCAUUGUUCGAUAUGGCCAACCAGCUUGACUCAGCAUUGUAUUUCAAGAAAGCCGUGAAAUAUGCAAAAGAGAGUUUAUCUUUUCUGGAUGCGUGUGAUCAAUUGAGCUCGGUCGAGGAAAGCACAAAAACUUCACUUGCGAAUAUAAUCAACGCAUCACAGUUGAAGAUACUCACUGGUCCUACAGGAAAAAAAUCUGAGCCAACACUUACGGAGUCAAAAGAAGUUCGAGACACGAUUAGGAGUGACUCGAAUAACGCUGAAGGUCAAAGAUUGAGGUCAUUUUGGGCGGGUAUGAAUGUUGAGGAUAAACGGAACUUUCUUAAAGUAAGCAUUGCGAAGCUUACAAGUUACGUAGAGCGAGAAUACGGCAAAGAGGGACAAGAUGCUUUGGAGCAAGUUUUGAAUUCUGCUAGGAUAAACAGGAAAUGGAAAUUUUGGAUGUGUCGAACUUGUUCACAGAAGUUCUUUUAUCCGAAAAAGUUUAAGAAUCAUCUUGAACAAGAGCACGCUGCAAAAUUUAAACCUUCGACGACAAAGCAUAUGGCUCAGAGGGUAGAUGAAGUGUGGGCUGGUAUGAUAUCGGUUGCAGGUUGGGAUCCAGUGGAUGCAGUAGCUGCCGCUGAAAUGAUUAAGACUCGGCUUGAAUCUGUGAAAGAGUUUGUCUAUGAGAAUGGAUGGUCCAAAGACUGGCCUUUAGCUGCAAAUGAAGAACGCAGUAAGUUACUCAAGGAAAUCCGAUUGCUCCUUGUGUCAUUUUGGGAGAGUAAGAUUCUUUCUUGUAGCAUCCGAGACUGGAUGAUGAGAUUUCUGAUUAAGCAUCUUGUACAAUUUGAAGUUUCCGAGCAUACUAUUACUACCGAGUGUCGCCUAUUGGAAACACCUCAGGGUAUAUGCUUUUUGGAAUCUGAUGAACUCAACCAAAUUCUGGACCUACUCAAACUCAUCAAGUGUGAAAGGGAUGAUGGUACAAAUCUGAUUUGCAGAGCAGUGGACAGUUUAUGGGGUUGUAUUCGAGUAAAAGAAAAGAUGGAUUUUGACCACCAGUUUUCGUGUAUGCUUCUGGAUAAAAGACUGCUGAGAGGCAAGAUUGCUUCAUUCGAUGAUGAAGGGACAGUAGAUAUUUGUGAUCAGAAUGUUUACUACGCCAAGACACAUCCUCAGGGCGAUGAUAUCAUAACCUGGUUGCUUGACUACCCUUUAAUAGAUGAGAGCUUUGAAUUUCCCAGAUCUAUCAGGGCACACAAUCUUGAUAUAUGGGUGGCUGUUCUGAGAGCCAUUAACUUUACGUGUAGGACUUUGGGAACCAAAUAUGCAAAGAAGUUGGAGAUCCUAGGUUAUCAAAGAGCUCUUAUUGACGCCAAGAACUUGUGUAUGCACGAAGAUGAAAGGAGAAGGAUUGUUCCGGAAGAUCAGUGGAACGCUUAUGCAUCUCUUCUGGGUGAUAAAUGUGAAGACCAAUUAACGACAGAGGGAGGAGAUUCUCCCCACGCAAUACUAUUCUUGUGUGCAGUUCAAGAUAUUCUCGAAGGAGCAUCGCAUCUGACAUUUGAUUUUCCCGAUCUAGAAGAUUGCCUGAAUCUUAUACAUGGGCAUAAAAUUCUCAGUGAUGAUAUAGUGUUAAAGUCUAUAGACCGUCUGGAAUCUGUGGUCACCAACAAGGUUCCGCUAGUAGAUUCAAAGAUUUUGCUGGUUGAAAAGUCAAGGAUUAGUUUGCUAAACGACAUCACCAGGCUUUCUGUUUUUGACCACCGGUCUUAUAUCCUUCACCUGCUCAAACGUUUCCUGCGGGAAGAGUUAGAUGUAGUUGUAAAUAUGGAUCUCAUCGCCACGGUAGCUGCAGCAGAAGCAGAUCUUUUAUCCGGGAAAAAACGAGAGAAGGAGAACUACUCAGGGUCAAAGAAGAAGAAACAUAAAAGCAUCAAGAGAACUUCAACGAGCAUGUCUAGUGUUCUUGAGCAGAAUGUCGAACAUGAAUCUCCUGUCAAUCUUGAACCGGGAGUUACUUCUCCAUCACCAAAAACGACGGAAGAAUGCUCUAUGGAACCAGAAGAUACUCUUUCAGGUGAAAGGGGUCGAUUGGAUAUUUCAUCCAACACUGACAACCAAGAGGAAGCUGUUAAAGAUAUGCAAAAUAUGCAAAAUAUGCUUGAAGAAGAUUCACUGUCGAAACAUUUGGAGUCAGCACAUGGAGCAGCUGCAACCAGAUACAAUUCAGCUCUUGAAAUGACACUAAAGGCCCUUUGUAACAUUAAGGUUCUUAAAGAGUAUUUGGUGCACAAUCGGCAUCAAUUUGCUGAAAACCCAGAAGAAGAUUUUCCUUAUGCACUACGAAGUUUCUUUUCUGCUUUUGCCUGGAAGCAUAUAAAAGUAGAGGGACUGUACAGUUGCCUCCUGGGAGACUUACUUGCUUCCCUAGAAGAAGUUCAUUCCAUGUCAAGUGAUGCUGCUGAGCUGCUUGUAUCUAUCCUUGAGUUUUGGCCUUGCUGGAAAAAUCCAGAUAUAGAUAGCGUCGUAACACGUCUUUUUACACUGGAAGAAUAUGAAAGAAUGAGUUGUAGCAAGUGCAGAAGGAGUACAAAUUAUCCAGAGCAAAGUUCUUAUGGCAUUGUUAUGGCUGCAGAUUCAAUCAGAGAAUUGAAGUGUGCUUUUGGGAAUUUAAAGCUUGAGGACAUCCUUAAGGUGAUCCGCAUGGAAGAGAAACUGUUCUGUGAUAUUAAAACAGAAGGCUGUGGAGAGGCAAACUUUGUCCAUCACAUUAUAAGUAGAUGCCCCCCUAUCUUCACAAUCGUUUUGGAAUGGGAGAAGAAUGAAAGUGAAAAGGAAAUAUACGAAACAACAAAGGCUUUGGAAUGGGAGAUGGAUAUCAGCAGGCUAUACGAGGGCUUAAAACCAAACACAAAGUACCGGCUUGUUUCAAUGGUUGGUUGUGGUGAAGAAGAAGAAUACACCUGCCUAGCUUAUAAAAAGAACCGAUGGGUCAGUUUCAGACAUGAAGCUUUAGCGAAAGAGGCUGUUGGUACAUGGAAGAGUGUAGUCAGAUUCUGUAAAGAAAGGAAGGUUCGACCAGAGAUUCUGUUCUAUGAAGCAGUUCAAUGGCCUAACAAGUGACAACGUUAUAUCAAUAUAGAUACCUUCAUGUUAAGCAGUUGUGUUUAUCGUCUGAAGAAAGCAAUUGAUAUUCAAUUAAACUUAUAAAGUUGUGAAUAUUUUGUUCCUAUAAGAAAAACCCAAGUAGUGAUACUUUCGUUA
This is a messenger RNA of Eutrema salsugineum, 3808 nucleotides long. RefSeq lists its product as uncharacterized. Gene Ontology annotation, molecular function: cysteine-type deubiquitinase activity. The transcript is spliced from 13 exons. NCBI's taxonomy places the organism in Eukaryota, Viridiplantae, Streptophyta, Magnoliopsida, Brassicales, Brassicaceae. Gene Ontology annotation, biological process: protein deubiquitination. The coding region runs from base 272 to 3667 and encodes 1131 amino acids. The record is from RefSeq and is a predicted model, not a curated record.